Episyrphus balteatus (marmalade hoverfly) is the source of this 1067-nucleotide messenger RNA. RefSeq names its product seminal metalloprotease 1-like. The transcript is spliced from 2 exons. Gene Ontology annotation, biological process: proteolysis. The record is from RefSeq and is a predicted model, not a curated record. Gene Ontology annotation, molecular function: metalloendopeptidase activity; zinc ion binding. Bases 67 to 837 code for a protein of 256 amino acids. NCBI's taxonomy places the organism in Eukaryota, Metazoa, Arthropoda, Insecta, Diptera, Syrphidae.
CCAGUCGUAUUGUAACUUUUAACUUGAUAUCAACUUUUGUGUUUGGAAAGAAGAAAAACUGAAAAAAUGACCCAUAUUUGGUGGGCUUUUGGAUUAUUGAUUGUUAUUAAUCAUUCUAUUGGAUAUCCGAGAGGUGUAAAGAACUUUGAACGAAAUCCCGAAGAAUUGGGAGGAUUUUUUGAAGGUGAUAUGGAUUUAUCAGAUGAGCAGUUUUUAGAAUUGAGAUCGAGAAAUGGUUAUAUUUCUAAGACAAGACGUUGGCCAAAUAAAUUGGUUUACUACAAAAUUAGUCCUGAUUUUGAUCCCCCUCACAAGUACCACAUUCUUCGAGCAAUUCAAAUUCUUGAAGAAGCAACUUGCCUUCGUUUCAAAGAGGCUUCUGCUGAAGACAAGUAUUACAUCAAUAUAACAGGUGCUAGUAGUGGAUGUCAUUCACAAGUCGGCUAUCGCAAGAAAGUUCAACGAAUGAAUCUUCAAAUUCAUCCAUUAGAUAAAGGAUGUUUUCGAAUGGGAUCAAUUUUGCACGAACUUUUGCAUACUCUUGGCUUCUUUCAUCAACAAAGUGCUUCCGAUCGGAAUAGCUACAUAAAAGUGAUUGAAGAAAAUAUUAUACCUGGAAUGGAGGAGAAUUUCCGACAACAAACUGAUACGGAAAAUUUUGGCAUUUCAUAUGAUUACGAUAGUGUUUUGCAUUAUAGCAGUAUGGCUUUUUCGGUAAAUGGUGAAAAGACUAUCGAAACACUUGAUCCGAAUGCAGUUAUUGGUCAGCGGAAGGGAUUAAGCACGAAGGAUAUAGAUAAGUUGAAUACCAUGUAUUUGUGUCCAAUACAAACUUGAUUGGAGUAGUGUAAUUUGUGUGGAAGUCGGUUGUUUAGAUUAAGUGGAUGAGUAAUAGAACUUACAAUACUUAUGGCUCGUUAUCUUCUAAUCGGAGUGGAAUUAUUGUUCAAAAUCAAUAAAAUUGUUGGUCUAAUUAGUUUAUAAGUGAAGAAUUUGUAACGUUUAUGGUAUAAAUUUUGUGUGUCAUAGGGGGUUGUAUUUUAACUAAAUAAAACUUCUUGCCGUAA